Amphibalanus amphitrite is the source of this 2889-nucleotide messenger RNA. RefSeq names its product poly(rC)-binding protein 3-like. Gene Ontology annotation, biological process: regulation of gene expression; regulation of RNA metabolic process. Gene Ontology annotation, molecular function: mRNA binding. Bases 329 to 1720 code for a protein of 463 amino acids. Gene Ontology annotation, cellular component: cytoplasm; nucleus. The transcript has 10 exons. NCBI's taxonomy places the organism in Eukaryota, Metazoa, Arthropoda, Thecostraca, Balanomorpha, Balanidae. The record is from RefSeq and is a predicted model, not a curated record.
GUAGCCCUUUACCCAAAUUCUUUCUUAUCUGCAAAUUCUUUAAAGAUUAAUUUAUUCUUGCUUAAAUUUAUCUAAAAAUAAAUUUGAUUAUUUAGACAAUGAAACAUGAUGGAAAAGAGGCAGACAAUAAACUGAGGUAAAAAUGAAAAUGUAUUUUUGGGAAAAGCUUCUGCGCUUUCCGUUCGCGUGCCGCCGAAAACCGGUGAGCGUCCCCUGGUGCAUUGUGUUGACUUUCCGUUGGACACAAUUCUUGACUGGUCUGCUGUGAAUUUGUUUUAGCAAGGCUGUGUACUGUUCUUUGGUGGGCACAUACUGUGAUCCAGCAAUUAUGUCUGUGGACGCCAUGGGAAUGCCGUCGGAUGGUGGUCCGUCCGCCACCCUAACUGUCCGCCUGCUGAUGCAGGGAAAGGAGGUUGGCAGCAUCAUUGGCAAGAAAGGCGAAAUUGUGAAGAAGUUCAGGGAAGAGAGUGGCGCCAAGAUCAACAUCUCUGACGGCUCGUGUCCGGAGCGGAUAGUGACCGUCAUGGGCACAUCGGAGGCCAUCUUCAAGGGCUUCCAGCUCAUCACUCAGAAACUGGAGGAGGUGGUCGAGCGUAACCAGAACGAAUACGGCGGUGGCGGCUCGGGCGGCAAGACGACCAUCACGGUGCGGAUGAUCGUGCCGGCUUCCCAGUGCGGCUCGCUCAUCGGCAAGGGCGGCUCCAAGAUCAAGGAGAUCCGCGAGGCGACCAGUGCCAGCAUCCAGGUGGCCAGCGAGAUGCUGCCCAAUUCCACUGAGCGGGCCGUCACGCUGUCGGGCACCGGCGACUCGGUCACCCAGUGCGUGUACCGCAUCUGCUGCGUGAUGCUCGAGUCGCCGCCCAAGGGCGCCACCAUCCCGUACCGGCCCAAGCCGUCCAUGGGCGGCGGCGGACCGGGCAUGUUCGGCGGCAACCCGCCGUUCGGUAACCAGAUGGGCGGCGGAGGGUACGGCGGCAGCGGCGGAUACGGCGGCCACGAUUCGUACGAGCCGGCACCCAGCCGAUUCCAGCAGCCCAAGAGCAACAACCCUCUGGCCGGUUUACUGAGUAACCUGGGCGGCGGCGGCGGUAUGGGCGGACCGCAGAACUCACUGCAGGCCAGCACAUCGGCGGUGACGGCUCUCGCCGCGUUGGCCGGCUCCCAGCUGCGCGCGCCCCAGGGCAGCGGGCCCGGCACACAGACUCAUGAGAUCACCGUGCCGAAUGAGCUGAUCGGCUGCAUCAUCGGCAAGGGCGGCACCAAGAUCGCCGAGAUCAGGCAACUGACUGGCGCGAUGAUCACCAUCUCAAAGUUUGACGACAGUACCGACGACGCCACGCACCAGGAGCGUAUCAUCACCAUCAAGGGCACCAGCGACCAGGUGGCGCUGGCGCAGUAUCUCAUCAACACCAGCGUGGAGAUGCACAAAGCCAACCUGGAGGGCGCACAGGGUGGCGACGAGGAGGGCGGUGCGCUCAACCCCUCCGCCAUCCCGCUGGCCAACCUCCUCAAGAACCCCGCCGCCCUGAACGCCCUCUCCGCCCUGACCAACAUCAACCUGAGCUCGCUCGGCGGGCUCCAGGAGCUGCUCGGCGGCAACGGCUCCGUCCAGACCACCGGCGUCAACAAGAAGCCCUACAACCCGCGCGGCAUGCGCGCGCCGCCCGGCGGCUCGUCGCCACCGCGCGACCAGAAGCGUAACAAGUUCCAGCCGUACUAGACGGCGUCCCAUCACAUCCUGCGCUACCGGGUCCCGUCCCCGCGCGUGCCGGCCGCACGCGCGCGUGCGUGCCUCCCGUGUCUGCUAGAUGUGUACUGUAGAGCGCCGGGUAACGGCGGCGCCGGGUCGCGCGUCGCCCGCGGGGUGGGUCCUCAUCCCGGCUCUUAGCAGUACAUCCUGCGCGCGCGCGCGCGCCUGUGUGUUUCCAUUCAGCAUCUGUGAGGAUUGUGUGACGGUGUCGUCCGCGCGGCUGUCGAGGCCGGCGUGGCUCCACCCAGUGCUAUUGUUUUGAUUUCACUUAGUAUCGCGAAUCGACUGGCAUUUACAUCGGUCUUGCGACGAAGUUUUGUAGUGCUUGGCUAUUUCUUUGACGACUAUCGCUUUCUCAUGCGCGUUUAUGGGCGUUUUCAGCGUAGAAUCAUGUCCAGAAUGUUACCGUUUGAGGUGGUGUCUCAGCACAGGCCCACCUUCGGCAACUUCGAAGAACAUUUUCUGAUAAAACCGCGCUUUCGUAGUUCAGUCGCUUACCUGCUGUGGCAGCGCCGCCGUUCCGUAAUCCAGACGACACUGGGCCGCUGGGGGGCGCGUGGGUUGGUAAUGGCAGUGGCGGGCUGCUGGGGCGAGCAGUCCCAGCCCGGGGCUAGGCGAACCGCAGUCGGACGCGAUGUGUCAUAUUUUUGUAACGGCGUGCGUCCGUUUUGUGUUGGCUGUCCUGUCUCCUGCCCGCGUCCAUUCUCUCUCACAAUAAACCACCCAGACCUGACGUCCGGUCGUGUCGGUGCACCAGCGGGCGGGUGGGAGGCCGCUCUCCGCCGUCCAGUUCCGAGUCCCGGCGCUCUCCGGUGACCCGAGUCUGUCCGUCCGGCCGGCUCACUGCCACGUCCGACCCCCGUCCGGACCGUCCUGCGCCGCACCAGGUGAGUGUCCGACUCCGCUCCGGCCCCGCGCCGCCCGACGCACCGCACCCAUUCCGCGCUCAGUCAUCGGCGCCACGCCUGUGGACGCGUCUUUGCUCUCAUCUGAACCCCAUUCCCCCCUCAUUUGCCAGCCGUAGUGCACAUUUUUGUAUUUGAAUUUGUAGACUGUGCUCGUGAGAGUGUACAAAAUCGCUGUGAUGAGUGUGUCAGGAUGUUUGCUCGUAGCAGUGGAGAAUACACUCAUUUCGGUAA